GGGAAAUUAUUUCAGUCUGCUCAUAGCUCAGGAUGUUAAAGGCAGUAACCUCAGCUGGUUGGUUAAUCAUUAGCAAAAAGGAAAGAGCAGCGGAGGUCAGGACUGGCCAAACCACAGAGACGGACUUGAAGCAGGGAGAGAGCUCCUGGAAGAGGCAAGAUGUGAUCUUACCUGGUGUUAACCUCUUUCUCGUAUUAACUUUUCCUUGGGACGUAAAGCAAGAUGACUCUUUUCUGUUCCCAGACAUUUGUCUAAAUAAAGCCCUCUUAAUUUUGUUUUUGCUGUGGGAUUCCUAAGCAGACCAGAAGAAAAGGCAUCUUCCCUGAGCGGCUGCCCAGCUCCUGCUCAGUUUUGCUCUAGGGCAGCCGCUCUGGCCACAAAAAGCAAGCAGGUGAGUGUCCCCAAGCGGGGCUCGCCGCAGGCAGAUCUGCCCCAUUGUUGUGAAACAGGGCUUUGCACGCUCUCCGCAGCCAGGGGAAUUGGUGCUGACUUCCAAGUUGCCCCGUGGAAGAAGAGAAAGUGGAUCUGCAGAGACUGAAAGGAGAGGGAGAAGCCCCUCUCCUCUCCUCCCUCCCAGGGCACCAUGGGCAACAUUUGUGUGAGGUUCUUGACGUACUUGAAGCCCUGUCUCCCAUGCCUGUUCCAGGAGGCCGACAAGCCGGUGGUGAUUGAGAACCCAGUGGCCCGCUGCUCCCCUGAUGCUUGCAGGUCACAGAGUCAGGAGCUCGGGAGAAGCGGUGGUCACUACUUUGUGGCUCUGUUUGAUUACCAGGCUCGGACUGCAGAGGACCUGAGCUUCCGCGCGGGCGACAAGCUCCAGGUCCUGGACACUUCCCAGGAGGGCUGGUGGUUCGCCAGGCACUUGGAGAAAAGGGUAGAUAGCUCUGGCCAGCUGCUGCAGGGCUAUAUUCCUUCUAACUAUGUGGCUGAGGACAGGAGCCUGCAGGCAGAGCCGUGGUUCUUUGGAGCAAUCAAGAGAACAGAUGCAGAAACACAACUGUUAUAUUCAGAAAACCAGACUGGUGCCUUUCUAAUCAGAGAGAGUGAAAGCCAGAAAGGAGAUUUCGCCCUUUCAGUUUUAGAUGAAGGGAUUGUGAAACACUACAGGAUCAGAAGACUGGAUGAAGGGGGUUUUUUCCUUACCCAGAGAAGAAUCUUUUCAACACUGAAUGAAUUUGUGAGCCAUUACACCAAGACAAGGGAUGGCCUGUGUGUCCAGCUGGGAAAACCAUGCUUAAAGGUACAAGUACCAGCGCCUUUUGAUUUGUCUUACAAAACCGUGGACCAGUGGGAGAUAGACCGCAACUCCAUACAGCUUCUGAAGCGAUUAGGAUCUGGUCAGUUUGGUGAAGUAUGGGAAGGUCUAUGGAACAACACCACUCCAGUAGCAGUAAAAACAUUAAAACCAGGUUCAAUGGAUCCAAAUGACUUCCUGAGGGAGGCACAGAUAAUGAAGAACCUAAGACAUCCAAAGCUUAUCCAGCUUUAUGCUGUUUGCACUUUAGAAGAUCCAAUUUAUAUUAUUACAGAGUUGAUGAGACAUGGAAGUCUGCAGGAAUAUCUCCAAAAUGAUGCUGGAACAAAAAUCCACCUGACCCAGCAGGUAGACAUGGCAGCACAGGUUGCCUCUGGAAUGGCUUAUUUGGAGUCCCAGAACUACAUCCAUAGAGAUCUGGCUGCCAGAAAUGUCCUUGUUGGUGAACAUAAUAUCUACAAAGUUGCAGAUUUUGGACUUGCAAGGGUUUUUAAGGUAGAUAAUGAAGACAUCUAUGAAUCCAAACACGAAGUAAAGCUGCCAGUGAAGUGGACUGCACCUGAAGCCAUUCGUGCUAAUAAAUUCAGCAUUAAGUCCGAUGUGUGGUCAUUUGGAAUCCUUCUUUAUGAAAUCAUUACUUAUGGCAAAAUACCUUAUAGUGGCAUGACAGGUGCUCAGGUAAUCCAGUUGUUGGGUCAAAACUACAGACUCCCUCAACCACCUAACUGUCCACAAGAAUUCUACAACAUCAUGUUGGAAUGCUGGAAUGCAGAGCCUAAAGAACGGCCAACCUUUGAGACACUGCACUGGAAACUUGAAGACUAUUAUGAAACAGAAUUUUCAUAUUCAGAGGCAAAUAACUUCGUAAGAUGAACACGGAAAGGAACAUUAAAUAAUGAAGUAGCAAAAAAGUUCAAUAAUCAGUCCAGAAAUAAAGCUUAUUAAUCAACUGUGAAAAGAGCUUACCUUGACACAUUCAAGUGAUAGGGUCAACUUGGCCAUGUAUUAUGAAAAAGAUUAUAUGUUCAUUUUAUCGACUGGCCCACACUGCUGGACAGUCUAUGAUGAUAUUUUAUCACUGUCUGGCAAAAUCAAGCACACUAAAUCCAGUUAUUUUUCUUUUUUAAAAAUACUUACAUUUGUAUUUAUUGUUUGAAUCACCUAUCAAGAGGAUCAACAGAUGAUAGUCAAUUUUUACUCAGUGACUGUUGUAGCAUUUUCCUGUUUACUGAUUAAAGUGGUUAUUCAUUAUUCCUCGGUUUGCUGAAUCCCAUCAGGAUGUUAUUAUGAAGGAAUCUGAUUGCUUUGCUGCACAGCAGGACCUGUGCUUUGAGAUUUUUUUUUUUCUCUUUUAAAAUAUCCUGUAACUACAAUGAUGGUAAAGCCAUGUUAGAUGACUUGAUUGUACUUGGAGUAGUUGCACAUAUUUUUUUUUCCUAUGCAUAAAAUAAUGAAGCAGCUGUUGAGAAAAAGAAUUAAAAUUUCUCACAUUUUGUAGAAGGAAAUCAUGGGAUUUUUCUUUACCUCAGUAUGUGUCAUCUGAGAAUCAUCUACGUUAGUUUUAAUCUCCUAAUGUUAAGAAUCAGAUUGCAAGGCAGAUGAGUUAUUAUCUCUGGAAAUAGGUGAGAAACAUCUAAUAGCCCGCGAAAUCGAGAAAUGAGUAUAAAAUAGUUUAGGAAAAUGAGAAGAGAGUAGUAGGAUUGCUAUAGCUUGGGUUUCUGAAUAAUUUUUUAAAAAUGGGCCUAUGACAUAUAGGCUGGAGUUUUAAAUUGACUACAAUAUAGGUCAAGCUUGGUUUUAGAUCUAGAGGCUAGAAAUAAUGUCUGACCUUGGUUAUGAAACUGUAUUUUUGUCUGGUAAGACAAAAGGGUUUUUACUCAUCUUAAAUGGCAUUAACCUUUGUAAGAAUGUUACUGUCUUCUUAAGCAAUGGGUGUAUCAAAUUUUGUGCUUCAUUAGAUGAUGAGGGAGGGUUCUCAAAGGUAGUUUCAAAAUCAAGGAGAUAUACAAAGAUCUUCUGCCAUAAAGUAAUAUGAAUGAAACAAGCCAUGAGGAAACAGAAGAUUUUGAGUAUAUUUUCUCAUCUUUAAAGCAGAAGAGGAGCAUAUUUAAACCAUCACAGAAACCCACAUUCAAAGUGGAUGAAGCACUAUGUGUGAGCUCCGACUGGAAGACUGGAGGUAGAGAGGGCUCUAGGUACCUGACCGCUAGCACUUUAGCGAUGUUGACAGGACUCAUGUUAUUCCCAUCCUCUCCUGUGUCACCAGCGUUGUCCUCAUUCUCAUAGUCACAGAUGGCUUGGUAGCAGCUGGGGCUCCCUGCUCUUUUCUCCUCAUCCAGAAAAUGGGAAAUAUCUCUCUAUGCAUUUUUAGCGUGCAUAAAAACCAUUCUUUUUAUGUUCAGGCAAAUCGGGGUCAUAUGCCCUUCCCUGGAUGAAUGAUAGACUUAACGUAAAUGUUAUGUGCUGAUUGGCUUGGCAGAAGUUGUGCCACUCAAGCUGGGAAUGUGACCAUUUUUUCUGGAGACAAGUUGGGAGGUUGACUUAUCUGAAUAAAAUUAGAUGCUGGGUAGGUAUCCAUUAAGGAGAAAAUCCCCUGAGAUUUAAGUAGGUGUAUAUACAGACAUUCAAACUUCUCUGACUAAAAUGGGUCAUUUAGAGCUAACAAUAAUAGAGACUUUUGACUUUUUUAUAAAUAGAAAAUAGUUGUAAGCUAAGGUCAGCACUAAUUAUUUAAAUCAAUUGACUAUGUAUAAGACAACUUUAUUUAAAGUCAGAGUCUAAUUGUGAAAAUUCAACUACUAUAUAAUUUGUCUUAUAUAAAUUUCUAAGUUAGAUCUGAUUUUGAAACAUAUAAAGAAGGUUAUCCUCUCUUGUUUUAAUAACACCUGAAACCCAUUUUACUUACUACAUUUGAUUCUUAGAGACAUUUAUGUUCAAGGUUCUGUCAAAGCAAUCUAUUAUUCUUGUUUUUGCCUGAUGGAUCAUAGAGAAAAAUAAUGGAUUCAGUUAUGAGAAGCAGUAAUAGAUUUUUUUUAAGCUGACAUAAAUUUCUUUUCCUGUAUAGAAUAAAAAGAUCAGGAAAAGAUAAGUUGAAUUUUCCUACAAUGAGCCAGUUCUUGUUAAAUUUACCUCCCAUAAAUUGUAGCAAAGCACUUUCUAUGUAAUGUUUUAUUUAUGUAAUUCAGUUAUUUGGAGGUGGUGGUGAGGGAUGUGAGUACAUCAUUUCAUGUGGUAUUUCAAAUCUCCUUUGACAAAAGCCUAAGAAUUUUUGCAAUAGGAAAAAUUCAAAAUUCCAUUAAACGUCUUUUAAGAAGGUUAGAAAGGAAAUAGGUUUACAUUACCUUAGGUCAAAAGAGGCACAGAAUGGAUUCCUAAUAGUUGUGGAACCUGAAUAUUGUAUCAUCAAAAAAAAGUAAAAUCAAAGUGACCAGCAAUCUACAAACUGGGCUGUGGGGGAGUCUUAAAGGACACUGAAGAACAAGUGUGGGGAAGUUAUCAGGCUAGGCCAACUCACAACAUGUACUCACAACACAUGUCUGCAUGGGACUACAUGGGUCAACUCAACCACAAGGGGCCUACACUCUUUUGAUUCUCUGAUGGCCCAGAGGGAACCCUUGCCCUUGGAAGGAUGCCAUAAUGUCACACAGCUAGAGCUUCCUUGAGGAAGCAGGGCCCAGAUGGUGAUCCAUGGCUUUGUCAAGCAUAUGCCCUAUCUGCAAUAAGGUUUCUCAUAGUCUGGUUGAGCAUAUGGUUUCUGGACCAAAAGCCUGUCUUAUAGUGUGUUUGUGGUGACUUUUUGGGACUCUUUGCAAAGACACAUUAUGUGAACUGGAAUGGUGAUAAUGUAGGUACUUACUCAAAUUGUGUUAUUGUGUUCUCCCAUUGGAAAAGUCCACUCUUAAAAAAAAUAAUAAGUGAGGUUUAUACCUGGAUAUUGGAA
This is a messenger RNA of Neofelis nebulosa (Clouded leopard), 5195 nucleotides long. It is a transcript of the gene FRK, whose product is annotated as fyn related Src family tyrosine kinase. Lineage: Eukaryota; Metazoa; Chordata; Mammalia; Carnivora; Felidae. The transcript is spliced from 8 exons. Bases 584 to 2128 code for a protein of 514 amino acids. Gene Ontology annotation, biological process: cell differentiation; protein phosphorylation; cell surface receptor protein tyrosine kinase signaling pathway. Gene Ontology annotation, molecular function: ATP binding; non-membrane spanning protein tyrosine kinase activity; signaling receptor binding. Gene Ontology annotation, cellular component: extrinsic component of cytoplasmic side of plasma membrane. The record is from RefSeq and is a predicted model, not a curated record.